Molecule: messenger RNA, 1501 nt
Organism: Theobroma cacao (cacao)
Lineage: Eukaryota; Viridiplantae; Streptophyta; Magnoliopsida; Malvales; Malvaceae
Product: auxin-responsive protein IAA12
Biological process (GO): regulation of DNA-templated transcription
Cellular component (GO): nucleus
Source: RefSeq, a predicted model, not a curated record
UUCAGUCUCUCUCUAUCCCUCCCUCCCAAAAACAAGCCUUUUCUUUUUUCCCUCUCAAACUACGUCUUAGUUCUUCACCUGUGCAAGUCUUCAACUUUCUUAAUUUUCUUGCUUGGUUGUGAUGGAAGGUGGCUUAGUUUUACUUGGUGGUGGUGGUGGUGGUGGUAGUGGCAGUGGUGGUGGUUCUUCUGGGGUUUCUACGAAUGAGUCAGCAGUGUCAAAAGUGGAGGUUGUUUCUGAGGCAAGUUCAUAUCCAGCUGAGAGUGAGCUGGAGCUAGGCCUGGGGCUGAGCCUUGGUGGUAGUGGUGGUGCUACGGGGAAGACUAAGGUCGGUACUUCUUCAUGGGGCGAGUGUGGUAGAAUCUUGACUGCAAAGGACUUCCCUUCAGUGGUUUCUCAUAGAGCUAAUAAUGGUGGUCCUUCUGUUUCUGUUUCUGGGACCAAGAGAGCUGCUGAGUCUGUCUCUCAUGAGGGUGGAUCUCCGACUGGUGUCAGUCAAGUUGUGGGAUGGCCACCCAUAAGGGCUUAUAGGAUGAAUAGCUUGGUUAACCAAGCAAAGGCUCCAAGAGCUGAAGAUGAUGGAAUUGGGGAAAAGGAUAAAGCCAAGGAUUCUUUUAAAAAGAAACCUUACAAUGGUAACAAAAUCAAUUCUGCUGUUAAUGAAAAAGGGCAUCUUGGGUUUGUUAAGGUAAAUAUGGAUGGAAUUCCAAUAGGAAGGAAGGUGGAUUUGAAUGCUCAUUCAUGCUAUGAGAGUUUGGCCCAAGCACUGGAAGAUAUGUUUCUUAGAUCUGCUCCAACUAUUAACUCAAUUGGUGCAGAGAAGGAACAAGUAACGAAGCCCUCUAAGCUUUUGGAUGGAUCAUCUGAAUUUGUUCUGACUUAUGAAGACAAAGAGGGAGACUGGAUGCUUGUAGGAGAUGUCCCAUGGAGGAUGUUUCUCAGCUCAGUCAGAAGGCUCCGAAUCAUGAGGACAUCUGAGGCCAAUGGACUUGCUCCAAGAUUUCAUGAUAGGAAUGAAAGGCAAAGAAGCAAGCCCAUUUAGCAUCAUUGCCAUCUGUCAUUUAAAUUCCAGAAAGAUGAAAAGAGAAUCCACAGCUUGAAAACACAGAAGCUAAAGGAAACUAGAGAAGUUGAUGAGUUGAAGCAUUUUGCCAAGAUUGGUUUCUCACUGCUUGUUAGAGUCGUUCUCAAAAUCAUUACAUGGUUCUUGCUGCUUUUUGGUUUUUGUUAGGUCAUAUUCAAUUUAGUUUUCGCCCUUUAUAUAGUGCCAUCAUACAGUCCUGCGACCUUGACUGAAUGCUGUUUUGUCAUACUGUAAAUAUGGGAGUACUUGAAAUCUUAGAGUGUUUUGAGUUUUGCUGCAAUCAAGCAGCUCAGAUUUACUUUUGUGAUAGAAGAAAUGGUUGUGUGAUUCUGAUGUCGUGUUCCCCUCCUGUUUGGUUGGCCAUGUUUUCUUUAUGUUAUACUUUAAUCUGAAGUCCUGAGUGUUUUAUUAUUGGCA